AAACAGCAACAACAGAAGCGAAGCAGUAAUGGCUAUGGUGGGAGACAAGACGAAGAAGGAAUCGACUGCUGUGACUUUGCAACAGUUCAUCUCCAAUACGACUCCUUUAAUCGAUUUGGAGAAGGAAGCUGAGAUAUCAGCCUCUUAUCUCUUCAGGCGCAUCAAGAAACUUGGAUAGUGCUCAAAAGAGGGGCUCCACUAUUCUGAAUUUGAAGUGUGUUGAUGUUCAGACAGGGUUGAUGGAGAAAACACUGCUUGAGUUUCAACCCACCAAAGGAGAUGUCCUUCCUGCUCACAAGUUUGGUACCCAUGAUGUAGUUCUAUUAAAACUGAACAAAGCUGAUUCAGGAUCUCCUGCACUUGGGCAAGGUAUAGUUUACUGGCUGAAGGUGAUUGGGACUCUUAAUUCUUAAAUGAGACUUUGGGUUAUUACUUUUUGAGUUUGUUGUUUCUAGUUACCUGUAAUUCCCUGAAACUCUUGUGCUGCUGAUUUCAUGUGCAUAUCGAGCUGGAUUCCUCAAUCACUGUUGCUUUUGAUGACAUCCCAGAUGAAGGUUUGAAUAGUCCCUUACAUCUGGAAAAAGUGGCCAAUGAGUUAUGCAACUAAGAUUCUUCAAUCAAUUCUUUGCUUUACACUGGCUUUACUCUUAUGUGUAAUAUAGACAAGAAUUCCCCUGACUUUUAUGUGUUCAAGUAAACUUGAAUUCUGCUUAUUGUAUCACAGAAUUACUUUUCAGUUCUUUAUUCUAUCUGAAGAAUUCUCCGUGUUAACCUUGGGAAUCAUAUAGAAGUCAACUUGGAUUCAUGCUGUCCCAUCUUUAAAAGCCUGAAGCAGAUCAAAGUCAUAGAACUAGUACACAAGGCUCAGCACCAUACUUUCUUAGAGAUUAAGUUUAUAAAAAAAAAUAAUUCAAAUUAAUUUCUGUGCAGAUGACAUAUCGUAGGAUGAAGGAUGCCUUAAUCCAAUUGAGUAAAGGUGUACUGAAGGGGCCUGCUGCAGAUCUAUUUCCUGUCUUGUUUGGAGAGAGACUGCCAACAUUUUCAAAGAAGGAUGUCAUGUUCAGCCCUUUUAACUCUAACCUUGAUCACUCUCAGUUCUCUAUUUUAGAAAGGAAGGCACUGUCAAUUCCUGUUGACAAAUUAACUUAAUUCAGUUUCUUGCACUUUCUUAUUCAAGAAAGAUGCCAUUUCAAAAGCCCUGUCAUCAAAGGAUGUAUUUUUGCUGCAUGAUCCUCCUGGUACUGGGAAAACUACUACAGUAGUGGAAAUUAUCUUACAAGAAGUGAAGCGUGGCUCAAAGAUUCUUGCUUGUGCUGCUUCAAAUAUUGCUGUUGACAACAUUGUUGAAUGACUUGUUCCCCACAGAUUGAGAACCACACCACUUUAACCUCUUAUCUUCUUACACUGCGGUUCUGUUGGACUUAUAAGGUUUGGUUAGCUUUCUAUUUUUGAAAACUAAAGUUGAUAAAAUUUGUAUGGUUCAGCUUUCAUUAGGACUUGCUUUUGCUGAGUCUAUCAAGGUUGAAACGAGUUUUCAUCAGAUACUGGCCUGGGUGUUGCCAUAGGCUAAUAGGAAUAAAAACCUCGUGUCAGU
Molecule: messenger RNA, 1594 nt
Organism: Rubroshorea leprosula
Lineage: Eukaryota; Viridiplantae; Streptophyta; Magnoliopsida; Malvales; Dipterocarpaceae
Source: the annotation of a GenBank genome assembly